This is a messenger RNA of Aaosphaeria arxii CBS 175.79, 1968 nucleotides long. RefSeq lists its product as uncharacterized. Gene Ontology annotation, molecular function: protein binding. The transcript has 2 exons. The annotation marks the transcript as partial. The record is from RefSeq and is a predicted model, not a curated record. NCBI's taxonomy places the organism in Eukaryota, Fungi, Ascomycota, Dothideomycetes, Pleosporales.
AUGCUCAAUUGUCGUGCCUGUCUCUGGCGAUGCAUUCAGGCCCUCGAUACCAGCCCUUCCGCAACUCAGCGUCUCCGUCGUGACGCACCAUCCGUACUUAGACAUGGCCAACGGAGGUCUUUCCAAACGCCCUCCAACCUCAUUCCCGAAUAUGCUCGCCCCGCGCGAUCUGUGAGAUACUCGGGCCCCAAAACCGACUCAUGGAGCGAGUCACCCCAGGCAGCAAAUAUUAGAAUGAAGGCAAGGAAAAGCCUCACACAACGCCGACCUCCAGCACAAGACUCGGUUGCGCCCGCUGCCUUCCCACCCAGGAAGAUGGGUCGGCGAGACCCAUCAGUAUCAACCACCGACUUCAACCGACGCAAGAAGGAAUUGCAGCAUCUCACGGACCCGCUCGAGUUGGCGAACUUCGUGCAGAAAGAGUUGGCAAAGGGCAAGGACACGGAAAUGCUGCAGCUUGUGCGAAUGGCCAGUCAUUCGAUGCAAUCAACUGUUGCUUGGAAUCACAUCAUAAAUCACUAUCUCUUGAACGGACGUGUGUCUGUAGCAUUAGGCGUGUACAACGACAUGAAAAAACGCGCCCAGUUCCCCGACUCGUACACAUAUUCCAUCAUUCUCCGAGGCCUCGCCCUGAACGCCCAGCACUCUGGUUCUCUCGGCAAAGCGUUAUCCGUGUACCAUUCCCUGUCCGCCCCAAACUCGCGAGUGCAGCCAUCUAUUAUACACACAAAUGCGAUGCUCAAAGUAUGCGCCAGAUCGUUGGACAUGGAUGCGCUGUGGGGAGUGGCAGCGAAAAUUCCAGAAAGCGGACCGGCCGCGGCGAAUGCAAUCACUUACGCAACAAUCCUCAACGCAAUCCGUCAGAGCCUGCUGGUGGGUGUACCCGUUGGCGAAAGCGAGGAGGAAGUAGCCAAGCGAAGAGACGCUGGUGUAAUGGAAGGUCGUCGAGUCUGGCAUGACGUUGUCAUGAAAUGGAAGGCCGGAUCGCUGCUACUGGAAGAAAAACUUGUUUGCGCGAUGGGGCGGCUCCUCCUGGUCGGUGCUCGACCUCGGGACUGGGACGACGUACUGUCUCUGGUAGAGCAGACAAUGGACAUCCCGCGUUUAGUACCGCGUUUAGGAUCGACGGCGCGGUUGGAAGCCGGGUAUCCUGAAUUGCGUGCCCCCUCGAUAUUAGAGCAGUACCGCAAAGAUGAUCAUGUGAGUCCGACAGGAAAGCCGAUUCGCGGCGAAGAGUUUCUAUCCCUCGUUCGAACAGGCAACAACGGCUCCGGUGCUUCAUUGUACACAAAACCCUCCAACAACACACUUUCCAUGGUUCAAGAGGCCUGUCAGAAGAUCGUUGCUGGCAAAGCAGCCAACGCAUACUGGGAUCUUUUGACCGAUACUGGCACCUACGCUAUUGUUCCGGACGCCAACAACCUCAAUGCUCGGUUGAGGAUAUUGCGCCAGAACCGCUCCUCUGCUAAGGCAGUGGAGCUUAUCAAGUCCGGAUUUCAAGCAAAGGCUCUGGCACCCCAUCCCGGAACCUUCAGGAUAGCGAUGAGCACCUGUGUGCGGGACAAGAACAACCACCACUCUCUCCAGCAUGCGACGGAACUGCUAGAGAUGAUGGCACAAACUAUGGAAGAUGUCGAUCCCAAAGCCGUCGCUAUGUAUGCUGAGCUUGCAAUGAGCUUUCCGUUGGGCACAGGAAGCGACAAAGUCCAUGCCCUUACUCGUGUUUACCCUCUCGCAUCCAACAUUCGGCUCCAGCUUACCGUUGGCGCAGCAGCAAAGGGUGACAAGGCUGGCGCUUAUCCACUUCGAGGCGCUCAAAGAGACGAUGCACUCGCUGCACUGAGAAAGAUAUACGCUCUCAUGGAUAGUGUUGUUCUCUCUGACGCAAUCUCCGAAGAGCAAAAACGACUCUUCAAAGAAGAGAGAUCACGCCUUGGGUCGUUUCUGCAAAGGACUAUUUUCAAAGAG